Myotis davidii is the source of this 1290-nucleotide messenger RNA. It is a transcript of the gene YBX2, whose product is annotated as Y-box binding protein 2. The record is from RefSeq and is a predicted model, not a curated record. The coding region runs from base 1 to 885 and encodes 294 amino acids. Gene Ontology annotation, molecular function: nucleic acid binding. The transcript is spliced from 10 exons. Lineage: Eukaryota; Metazoa; Chordata; Mammalia; Chiroptera; Vespertilionidae. Gene Ontology annotation, biological process: regulation of gene expression. Gene Ontology annotation, cellular component: nucleus.
AUGGCUAAGCCCGGGAAGCAGGAAGUCCGACUCCAUCUCUUCCCCCACCUACUGUCCCUACGGCACCUCUGCCUGGCAGCAAUCCAAGUCCUGGGCACUGUCAAGUGGUUCAACGUCCGAAAUGGUUACGGAUUCAUCAACAGGAAUGACACCAAGGAAGAUGUCUUUGUUCACCAGACAGCGAUUAAAAGAAACAACCCCAGGAAGUUCCUGCGCAGCGUUGGAGACGGGGAGACUGUGGAGUUUGAUGUCGUGGAAGGAGAGAAGGGUGCAGAAGCUGCUAACGUCACUGGGCCUGGGGGGGUGCCAGUGAAGGGUAGCCGCUAUGCCCCCAAUCGACGUAGGUUCCGCCGAUUUAUCCCCCGGCCUCGCCCGGCUGCCCCACCACCCAUGGUGGCAGAGGCUCCAUCGGGUGGGACAGAACCGUGCAUCGAAGGGGAACGAGCUGAGGACUCUGGGCAGAGGCCCAGGCGCCGGCGCCCACCGCCCUUCUUCUACCGACGGCGCUUUGUGCGAGGCCCAAGGCCCCCCAACCAGCAGCAGCCUAUAGAGGGCACUGAUGGGGUAGACCCUAAAGAGACAGCCCCAUUGGAGGGGGACCAACAGCAGGGAGAUGAGCGGGUUCCCCCACCCAGAUUCCGGCCCAGAUACCGAAGGCCUUUCCGCCCCCGGCCACCCCAGCAGCCUACCACAGAAGGUGGGGAUGGCAAGACCAAGCCCAGCCAAGGUCCCACUGAUGGUUCCCGGCCUGAGCCCCAGCGCCCACGAAACCGCCCCUACUUCCAGCGGCGACGGCAGCAGCCCCCUGGACCCAGGCAGCCCACAGCCCAGGAGACCUCAGCCCCCAUCAACAGUGGGGACCCCACCACCACCAUCCUGGAGUGAUUCCAACUCAAGGACACCCAGAACUACCAUCUGGUAUCUGCCAGGUUUUCCAACUGACCUGCACCCUACCCAGCACCCCUCCCCCUUUCCCAUAGUCAUGACAUCAAAACACUGGCUUUCCCCCUUUUCCAUGAGACUCAGGAGGGCCAAAGCAACAGCUUUUUGCUUUUUUUUCUCUCUCCCCUACCAAGGGCUGAAGGAAGGGAUCCAUCCUUUUUGUUCAGAGGCAUCAACUCCCUCCCCUAAAUCAGGCUGAGAAGGAACCAGCCAGCUCUUACCUCCUCCUGGUUGUUUUUCUUUCCCACCCCAGUUUAUUUUUUGUUUCCCCUCGACCCCCUACCUCUAAAGCCAUUUUAUGAACUGUCAUGUGCCACCUGAGCCUCCAGUAAAAACAAAAACAGGCUU